Messenger RNA from Hyphopichia burtonii NRRL Y-1933, 726 nucleotides. Its product is annotated as 60S ribosomal protein uL30. Lineage: Eukaryota; Fungi; Ascomycota; Pichiomycetes; Serinales; Debaryomycetaceae. Gene Ontology annotation, biological process: maturation of LSU-rRNA from tricistronic rRNA transcript (SSU-rRNA, 5.8S rRNA, LSU-rRNA). Gene Ontology annotation, molecular function: structural constituent of ribosome; RNA binding. The transcript is spliced from 3 exons. Bases 1 to 726 code for a protein of 241 amino acids. The record is from RefSeq and is a predicted model, not a curated record. Gene Ontology annotation, cellular component: cytosolic large ribosomal subunit.
AUGGCUACUACUUUGAAACCAGAAUCCUUGGUUAAAAAAUCUAAAGACCAACAAAAAAUUGCUGAAGAACGUGCUGCUCAAAAAGUCGUUCGUAAAGCUUCUAACAAAGAAAAAAGAAAAAUCAUCUUUGACAGAGCUGCUGCUUACCAAAAAGAAUACACUGAUGCUGAACGUGCUGUCAUUAACGCUAAACGUGAAGCUAAAGCUGCUGGUUCUUACUACGUUGAAGCUCAACCAAAAUUAGUUUACGUUAUCAGAAUCAAGGGUAUUAACAAAAUCCCACCUAAACCAAGAAAGGUUUUACAAUUAUUAAGAUUAACUCAAAUUAAUGCUGGUGUUUUCGUUAGAUUAACUAAAGCUACCGCUGAAUUAAUCAAAUUAGCUGAACCUUACGUUGCUUACGGUUACCCAAACUUGGCUACCAUUAGAAAAUUAAUCUACAAAAGAGGUUACGGUAAAGUUAACAAACAAAGAAUCCCAUUAUCUGAUAACCAAAUUAUUGAAGCUAACUUGGGUAAAUACGGUAUUUUAUCUAUCGAAGAUUUAAUUCACGAAAUUUACACUGUUGGUCCAAACUUCAAACAAGUUAACAACUUCUUAUGGCCAUUCAAAUUAUCUAACCCUAACGGUGGUUUCAGAGCCAGAAAAUUCUUCCACUUUAUCCAAGGUGGUGACACUGGUAACAGAGAACACUUUAUUAACGAUUUGGUUAAACAAAUGAACUAA